Calypte anna (Anna's hummingbird) is the source of this 1039-nucleotide messenger RNA. It is a transcript of the gene CLDN2, whose product is annotated as claudin 2. Gene Ontology annotation, cellular component: bicellular tight junction; plasma membrane. The transcript is spliced from 2 exons. Bases 163 to 858 code for a protein of 231 amino acids. Gene Ontology annotation, molecular function: structural molecule activity. The record is from RefSeq and is a predicted model, not a curated record. Gene Ontology annotation, biological process: calcium-independent cell-cell adhesion; bicellular tight junction assembly. Lineage: Eukaryota; Metazoa; Chordata; Aves; Apodiformes; Trochilidae.
CUUGCCUCCCACCCACGUGCCGGUGGCUGCACAAAACCAGCACCCCCAGGAGCAGGGUGGAGCUGCCGGCGGAGCCAUGGGAAUGUAAGCAAGCCAUAGCGAGCCCCGAGAAAGCCAGGCAAGAAACCACAAGCCCCAGGGAGGUGACAGCCAGCCUGCACCAUGGUCUCCAUGGGGCUGCAGCUGCUGGGCUACACCGUGGCCUUCCUGGGCUACAUCGGCACCCUGACAGCCACGCUGCUGCCCGGCUGGAAGAGCAGCUCCUACAUCGGCUCCAGCAUCGUGACAGCCGUCAGCUUCACCAAGGGGCUGUGGAUGGAGUGCGCCACGUACAGCACAGGCAUCACCCAGUGUGACAUCUACAGCUCCCUGCUCAACCUGCCCGCUGACAUCCAGGCAGCCCAAGCCCUGAUGGUGAGCUCCUGUGCUGUCUCCUCCCUCGCCUGCCUCCUCAGCAUCGUGGGCAUGAGGUGCACCGUCUUCAGCCAGGGCUCACCAGCCAAGGACCGAGUGGCGGUGGCAGGCGGUGUGGUCUUCAUCCUUGGGGGGCUGCUCUGCUUCAUCCCACUGGCGUGGAACAUCCACGUGGUGCUGCGGGAUUUCCACAACCCCGUCCUCCCUGACAGCAUGAAGUUUGAGCUUGGGGAAGCACUUUACCUGGGCAUCAUCUCCUCCAUCCUCUCGCUCAUUGGCGGCUUCAUCCUCUGCACCUCCUGCCCUGCCCACGACCCAACAGCCACCUACACAAGCACCUAUCAGCCCCAGCUGCUGGCAGGCAAAAGACCCUGUCCUUCCAUCAGCCAGACACAGAAGACCAAGAGUGAGCUCAGCUCCUACAACCUGACAGGAUAUGUGUAGCAGCUGUGGGUGGAAACUGGGCUGACACCUCUCCCAGCUCCCCAAAGGAUCUGGGCUGGCACCAAGGGAGCACGGAAGUAAUGUAGCAGGAUGACAUGAACCAACAAAGAGUGAGUUUUACAAGCAACCAGAAGAGUACAACAAUGCCUCCAACCAAGUCAGUGUUGGUGCCCAACAAUGG